Molecule: messenger RNA, 1443 nt
Organism: Brassica oleracea var. oleracea
Lineage: Eukaryota; Viridiplantae; Streptophyta; Magnoliopsida; Brassicales; Brassicaceae
Product: isocitrate dehydrogenase [NAD] catalytic subunit 5, mitochondrial-like
Exons: 7
Coding region: 88-1185 (365 amino acids)
Biological process (GO): isocitrate metabolic process; tricarboxylic acid cycle
Cellular component (GO): mitochondrion
Molecular function (GO): isocitrate dehydrogenase (NAD+) activity; NAD binding; magnesium ion binding
Source: RefSeq, a predicted model, not a curated record
AAGUCUUCCAAAAACUUUAGUCCCAACGCAGAAAGUCUCCCUCUCGAAUCAUUUCUCUGCGUCCUUUUGGUGCUUGAAGUUGAAGAGAUGACCAUGGCAGCAACCUUCGCGAAACGGCUGAUCGGAAGCCGAUCCACCUCAACCGCAACCACUUCCGUCGCUAGGGCUUUCUGCUCCUCUACCACUCCAAUCACCGCAACCUUGUUCCCCGGCGAUGGAAUCGGCCCCGAGAUCGCCGAAUCCGUCAAAAAGGUGUUUACAACGGCCGGUGUGCCGAUUGAUUGGGAAGAACACUUCGUUGGGACCGAGAUAGAUCCGAGAACGCAGAGUUUCUUAACCUGGGAGAGUCUCGAAUCCGUGCGUAGGAACAAAGUCGGUUUGAAAGGGCCAAUGGCUACUCCGAUCGGGAAAGGUCACCGUUCUUUGAAUUUGACUCUUAGGAAAGAGCUGAAUCUAUACGCCAAUGUAAGGCCUUGCUACAGUCUUCCUGGCUACAAGACUCGUUACGAUGAUGUGAAUCUCAUCACCAUUAGGGAAAACACUGAGGGAGAAUACAGUGGGCUUGAACAUCAGGUUGUUAGAGGUGUGGUGGAGAGUCUUAAGAUCAUUACACGUCAGGCGAGUUUGAGAGUUGCCGAGUAUGCUUUUCACUAUGCUAAGACUCAUGGAAGAGAGAGGGUUUCCGCUAUUCACAAAGCUAACAUUAUGCAGAAAACUGAUGGUCUUUUCCUCAAGUGUUGUCGUGAGGUUGCUGAGAAGUAUCCUGAGAUAACUUACGAGGAAGUAGUCAUUGACAACUGCUGUAUGAUGCUUGUGAAAAACCCAGCACUGUUUGAUGUGUUGGUGAUGCCAAACCUUUAUGGUGACAUUAUCAGUGACUUGUGUGCUGGAUUGGUUGGAGGACUAGGAUUGACUCCAAGUUGUAAUAUCGGGGAAGAUGGUGUAGCCCUUGCUGAAGCAGUUCACGGUUCUGCACCUGAUAUCGCUGGAAAGAACUUGGCGAACCCAACAGCAUUGCUACUGAGUGGAGUGAUGAUGUUGCGUCACCUGAAGCUAAACGAACAAGCAGAACAGAUCCACAGAGCAAUCAUCAACACGAUAGCUGAGGGAAAAUACAGAACCGCGGAUCUUGGAGGUAGUUCCACCACCACGGACUUCACAAAAGCAAUCUGUGACCAUCUCUGAAACAAUCGUAAAAAGUACUCAAAUUCUUUAUCGAAUUUUCCUUUCUCGAUUACGAUUAGAAUAAAAAAAAGGCAUUGGCUUUCUCUCUUGAGUUUUAUUAACCUUUGAAAGGUUCAUUGUUAUUGCCUCCAACACGUGUUUUUAAAAUUCUCUCCUGCUGCCGUAAGGCAAGAUUCAUAACACAGGAAAAAGGAUGUGGUUUUCUGACAAGAGUUUUGUUUUCUUGCUUGAAUUAUUUUUAACGAUCUCGUUAUCUUU